AUGAAGUUUUCUCAAUCAAUUAAGAAAAGCUCAUUUGAGGAACCGAGAAAUUACUACCCAAACCCAUAAUAUUAUCAAAAUAAAUCAUUAAUCCAACCAAAAGAAUUCAAAGUUUCCUUCAGUUAAGCACCUCGAUUUGAUUCAAGAAGCAACGAUGCCAGUCCAACAUCUUAGCUUUCAGGCAGUUCACCCAAGCAUACAGAUUUAAAUAUUUAAGAUUUAGUUCAAGUAUACUAAAGUAAUAAAAAAGGAGUGUUUAAAAGCACAUUUAAAAAUAUAAAAAAUGCAAUUGAACUUUCUCCUGAUUAUGGCAUUGGUUUAUUCUAACUAAUGGAAAAAUAUAACAAUGAAAUAAAAAAUCAAAACGUAUCUCCAGGUCCUGCUCAGUACAAUCCUUCUUUUUAGAGUGUAAAAAAAAGGAUUUAGUCCCAGUUAAUAUAACCUGUUAAUAAAUUAAACAAAGAGUCUUCAUAAGAAAGACUUUAAAAUCAAUAGUAAGUUUAAAUUGUAGUAGAAAAUAAAAUACCUAAGAUUGGGUUGCUUCCUAAAAUAGAGACAGAAAGGUUAAGAACUUUAAAAGCAGAUCCUUCAAGAUAGUUGCUGAGAUAAGGAACUUUAAAGAAAGGAAAAAUAUCAAGAAAUAUAUUCGAUUAAGCUAAAACUGAUGAAUUUGAUCCUUCACCUGAAAACUCAAGCAUAGAAUUAUUUGUACUUCGUUAAAAACUUUUAGGUACUUCUGAGGUACCUCCUCCAGGCCACUACUAUGACUCUGAUAAAUUUAGCACCUUUUAGCUGAAAAAAACAUCUUCAGUAAAUGUUCACUUUGAUUCCACAGAAGAAAGACGAAUGACUUUUGGAAACACACUAAAUACUCAAGAAAAUGAUGAAGAGGUUGAAUAAAAUGAUAACGAUUAGAAAAGUUAACAAAAUAAGUUAAAAACAUAUCAUGAUUCAAGCAGUAAUUAGGAUAGUUUACAUAGAUAGCAGAGUAUUCCAACAGUUUAAUCUUCAACUAUCACUUAAAAUAAAUCAAAAUCAUUCAAUUUUAAUUCAAGUUAAAGAUUUAAAACAUAAUUCAAUAACUCUUAAAAAUCUUCCUUUGGUACUUCUGACCGUUGCUCCUUCUUUGACACCUAUAAAAACUAAACUCCAGGACCUGGAACAUAUACUUAAGAUUUUAAUAUGAUUAAUUAAAAAUAAGCAGAAAAUUAGAAAAAAAAGCAUAAUUUAUAUUUCUAGUCCUCAUUUGGAAGUGGUUGUGUCAGAUUUUUGACAUAAAAAUAUUUACAAGCAUGA
Messenger RNA from Tetrahymena thermophila SB210, 1296 nucleotides. RefSeq names its product sperm-tail PG-rich repeat protein. The record is from RefSeq and is a predicted model, not a curated record. The transcript has 3 exons. NCBI's taxonomy places the organism in Eukaryota, Ciliophora, Oligohymenophorea, Hymenostomatida, Tetrahymenidae.